CUUCAAUUUCAACAAAUUUAUAAUACAGGAUUAGGCUAUAUUAUUAUUGAUUUAGAUUUAGCUCAAGCAAAAGGUCUUGCAAAAGCAUUAAAAAUAAUUGAUCCUUUAAAAAAAAGAAAAGAGUAUUUAAAAUAUAUUAUUAAAUUAUGUAGAGUUCAUUUUUAA
Molecule: messenger RNA, 165 nt
Organism: Scutellospora calospora
Lineage: Eukaryota; Fungi; Glomeromycota; Glomeromycetes; Diversisporales; Gigasporaceae
Source: the annotation of a GenBank genome assembly